AUGUCAGACGACAAACUUUCCUUUGUGAGGAAAGAGCUUGGAGAUCAAAUGGAGGGCAUCAAGAAAGAAUGGGAGAAUGCAGUUAGCAAACAGCACGACGCGCCGCCAGGAUUGUCAUCGUCCGAGUACCAGAAAUGGAAAUUCAAUCAGUCGGAGAAGGCAAAGAAACGACUGUCGGACCUUGAGGAGAAGCUCAAACGACUACAACUGUUGGAACAGAAGCUAAGGCGCUUGAAGAACGUGGGAGAAGAUGUUCAAGAGAAUGUGCGACACACUCCUGCAUCCUUGAGGGAAGUCACAUCUCCCCAGAUACCUCUGGACAUACAACUACCUAACGCAGCCACUGCUGCUGCUUCCCCCACGGCGCUGCCCGCUCCUGUCCAAGAGCCUCUGCUGGACAAUGGUUUUGAGAAUGCUAAUCCGCUAAAUAAGGGCCAUGAAGAUAAAGACAAGAAAUUGAAUCAUUGGGACACGUUUGAUGGGGGUGACGACGACAAAAAUCCGGAACACAUGCAUGUGGAGAUAUCAGACCCCAAGAAACCGAAAAAGCUCCUAACAUUGGAAGAUUUCGUUCCUGUCAGCUGUCCGUACUUCUUCGGAGGAUUCAACAGGAGAAGUCUGAUCCGACAGCAAUGCUUCGAGAUCUAUAAGAGUGUAAAGUGGUCCACAUUCUUCUUGAUGGUUGUUUUGUCAAACAGCAUCUACAUCGCCCUCUAUCCAGCCUACAUCGACUUUCGAAAUGGAUCUACCUUUGCAAGAUCAUUUCAAAUAUUUGAUGGGCUGUGUUUUGCAGUCAUGCUCUUCGAAGCUCUUUGCGGCAUCAUUGCAUGUGGGCUGUACUCUGCGGAGUCCACAUGGUUGCGGUCGACGGACAUGCACAAGAUUGAGCUCUUCAUCAUCACAGUCACUGGCGUAGAGUACCUGGGGAAACUUUUGGCUUAUCCCUUCCUCAACCUCAGGGCUUUUCGUCUGCUGCGAAUUUUUCGCAUUCUCACGAAAAUCAGAGCGCUUGCAGGGGUGAAGGCGAUCAUCCUCACCCUCAAGCAGCCGCUUGUAGCUCCUCAUGCUCUUGUUUCCCAGGGUCUCCAGCAGCUUGCCACCAUAUUCGCCAUGUUGACCUUCCUGAUGGCUGCGUUUGCCAUCUUCGGGAACUCGAUCUACGCGAGGUCAUACAGGAGGAGAUGUGUCACGCUGUCGCGUCAAAUCCCAGCAUGCGCCUCUGACUCCUCCACCGGGUGGGCUAACACCUGUGACCUGCACAACCUGAGUGCUACCAAGACUCAGGCCCCCGGUCAGGUUGCCAUAGCCGGCGGUUAUCCGUUCGAGACCUGGUGCAAAAUAUACGCGAUAGCCAUUCCUGCUGGGCAGCCCGUGCCGGAGAAUUUGACGUACCCUGUGAUCCAAGACGCCAAGAGCAUCGCGUCCUACAACAAGAAGUACCCGCGCGACCCCUACGGGCGAUACCACAGCUGUCAGAUGAGCGAGUUUGAUGCGGGGAAACCUGUCACUGAAAUGUGCGACGACCUGGGAAGAGAAGGCAACCCCAACAAUGGCUUCGCAAACUUUGACAACAUCGGAGAUGGGAUGCUUGUCAUCAGCCAACUGGUAGCGCCUGACAGCUCGUACGACUUCCUGUUGCGAUCGAUUGAGAGUGAGCCCGAGGCGAUGAUUGGCACCUACUUCUUGUGGGCCAUGAUCACCAUCUUGUGUACGUUCUUGAUGGUCGGAAUCUUCGUGGCUGUGGUGACUGGGACGUUCAAGAAAGUGAGAGAAGCGAGUCAGACAGGCAAGAGUGGCUUCCUUGAAUCUGAAGAAGAUGCUGAGUUAGAAGACCAUACCCGCACUUCAGCCUUCUCUGAUAUCAUGGAUGACAACACAGAUGGAGAGGCCGUUGUUCAGAAAGCAUCUGCUCGCCUGCUAAAGAACAAGUACUUCAGGCAUUUCACCAACCUAGUGAUGAUGGUUCAUGGCGUGGCGAUGGCUGGAAACCAGUACGAUGCUCCGAUAUUUGUCUGCCUUUUCAUAAUGUCUUGGUUUGUUUUUGCGAGCUUGAUCUUGAAUAAUCUCUUCGUUGCGGUGAUCAUCGAAAACUUCGAGAUAUCGGUAACAAUCGAGAACAUAGGAAAACCAGGAAACGCAGCAAAAGUCCGUGAGUUGUUCAAGAAGGCAUAUGAGGGAUUCUACAAAGCAAACUCUCGCAUCAUCGGAAGGAACCUGGAGUCUCGAGGACAAUCGGUUCCUUCACUCUUACCGGCAAGGUCCAGACUGAAACUUCAGAAGCUCCAGGAGGAGGCCAUGCACGAGGCCCUGCCUUCAGCCAAGGCGGACGACCUGAUACCCAACUACCAUCAAGGAGGAGCCGAUGAGUCGCACAUCUCCAAGAUCUUGAAGGAAGUCACAAACCUCACUGUGGUCAAGACUGUGGUGGAUGAGAUCCUAGAGGAGCGCGUCCUAUUCUUCUUUUAUCCGUACAGCCCGAUCCGCAGGUUUUUCGUCUGGUUGGGCAAGCAAUACAUCUUCGACCUGUUUGUGUACUCCGCCAUCCUCGGAAGCUGCUUCUUCCUCAUCAUCACUCCGCCAUACGAGGACAUGGGCUAUGACCCAAUCGUGAGUUACACUGCGAUGGCGUACUGGAACCGUGUGUUUGUUUUUGUCUUCACAGUUGAGUUCGGCUGCAAGAUCAUGGCGAAUGGUCUCUACUUCACGCAGACUGCCUACCUCAAGAGCGGGUGGAACAAGAUGGAUACUCUGGUUCUCAUGUUCGCAUGGAUUGAGGAGUCGGGGGUCUUGACGCAAGGGAAACUAGCCAAGGUCGUCAGGAUGUCACGAGCUCUGCGGCCUCUGCGACUGAUGAAGAGGAACGAAGGGAUGCGAGUGGUGAUUGAUGCUCUCAUCAGCACGCUCUUGCCUGUCUGGUAUGUCAUCAUCUUCGCCGUCUUCACGUUCAUCGUCGGCGCACUCAUGGCUGUUGGGCUGUUUGGAGGGAAGCUGAAAUAUUGCAAUACCCCGGUAGCAGACUUCCCGCUGGGAAAGAAGGAAUGUAUGGGCUACUAUGUGAAUGACGCGGGAUAUAUGAUCCCUUCGGCGUGGAACAACCCGGACUUCAACUUUGACUCUUUUUACUCGGCGAUGAUCAGCCUGUUCAGAGUCACGACAUUCAAGUACGUCAGUAUCAUCUUUGCUUGCAUGGACAUCACAAACAUCGAUCAGAGCCCUUCGACCAACUACAGCCCCAUCAACUCACUCUUCUUCGUUGUCUACUUGAUCAUAGGAGGACUCUUUGUGAUGAACUUGUUCGUCGGCUUCAUCAUUGAUGGGUUCAACGCAAACAAAGGAUCCUCCCCUCAAGAAGUUCUCUUUCAUCGCUUCACGCGUCAGGUCAACUCUCACCGACCAUACUACGAGUACUUCAAGAGGCCCAAGAAUAUUGUUAGUACAUUGUUCCAGAGAGUUGCUGAAAGUAGAACGUUCCAGACAUGGUCGACUACCUGUGUUUGUAUCAACGUCAUAUUCAUGUUGAUGGAGAACACAGAUUCAGGAAAAACCUUGAAGACUAUCUUGACGUUGCAGAACGACGUCUUCUUCGGUCUACUCGUCUUUGAAGUGUGUAUCUUCCUCAUUGCUUACGGGCCAGGAGGCUUCUACAACGAUCCUUGGAAGGGGUUUGACCUGUUUGUAGCCCUUGGAACCGGCUCGGGCUACAUCGCCAACAAUCCAAAAAUCAGCGCAGGGGCGAGGGUGUUUCGACUGAUGAGGGUGAUAAGGCUCAUGAAAGCUUUCAAGCCCAUCAGGAUCAUCAUGGAGACCUUCCUGCAGAGCAUCAAGCAGCUUCUCAACAUCGUCGUCCUUCUAUUCCUCGUCUACUCCAUGUUUGCCGUGGUGUUCGUCCAAGUCUUCGGGGUAGUCAAGUACGGAAGCAGGAUCGGGCCGACUGCUAACUUCGAGACUUUUCCGGUGGCGCUGCAGACGAUCUUCCAGCUGGUGACGGGAGACGAGUGGCAGUCGAUGAUGGUGGACUGCCAGGUCUCACCUCCAGCAUGCACGCUCCAGUUCGAAGGGAAGUCGUUCGGCGACUGCGGCAGCUCUCUCUCGUUCCCUUGGUUCGUCUUCUUCAAGCUGGUCUGCGAGAGCGUCAUGCUCAACCUCUUCAUCGGUAUGAUCUUAGACAACUUCAGCUACAUCACCGACGACGUCGCUCAGGUCGAGGACAGCAGCUGGACUCACGGUGCCUCGGGCGAUCAGAUCGCAGUCAUGAGCGAAGUGUUCCAGCGGUACGACGGCAUGACUGGCAGGAUGCCUCUGGUCAGCCUGCACUCGCUCUUGCUCGAUCUGCCUGCUCCCCUGGGGUUCCUGCAGCCGGACGAGAGCGUGCAGUACGGCCCCUACGAGAAGGCGUGCGAGGUGCUGGUGCGAGCGGAGCUGAACUUGGCGGUGAGGCACGAGAACAACGAGAUCAGCAAGCGGCAUGGAUUCUUGCAGAGGUUCCUGAGGCUCGGGGGCCCUAAGAAGCCCAAGUUCUCUUCCUCGGUGUACUUCGAAGACCUGAUGCUCGUCCUCCUCUACUGGAGGGUUCCGCGCAUGGUCCCCGAGGCGGUGAAGGAAGCGAGGAUGGACCGGGUGGAGGAGGUGGCUCUGAUGGCCUACGCCCUCAUCAUCCACGAUUUCUUCAGGCUCCUCGUCGCUCGGCGCAAGAAGGCGGAGAUACGCGACAAGAUCGCGGACCGUUUCGAGUUCAGGAACUGGAGCAAGAAGGACUUGCACUACUCGCGUCGUCUCAAGUACCUGAAUGACGUCAGGGAGGUCGGCAAGACGCAGGCGCAGGCUGUGAAGCUCAGCCUCUACGACUUGCUCGUCCACCCUCAAGAAACGGUCGUUGCCGAGCUCAGGUCCAUCGACAUGAUCCCAGAAGACAUGGUCGACCACGCGAGCGCGAUCCGUCAGCUCCACCUCAAGGCCGCAAAGCCGAUUAACGGCAUCGAAGUCUUCAGGAACCGGCUGGUCAACAGCUCGGUCGUGCUCAAGGCCCUCGACCCCGGGCACAAGCAGAUGGGCUACAUGGUCGCUGACUUCACCCGGCUGUCAUGGAACGGCUGGUGCAUCGUCAACCUGGAGCAGGAGACAUUCUUCCAGCCGUCGAGCAUGUUGGGACAUGGCACCCAGCCCAAACACGGGCAGGGACAUGCGUGGACGCGAGUCGACCUGUACCUCAAGUCAUCCAACAAGAAGUUCACGCGGAGAAAGCUGGGAAGUAUCCUUGACAUCCAGUCGUUUGUCAUCGCGGAUCGAGACGUGCAACAAGCUCUGCGGUCGAGCGAGAAGAGCAGGAGCUUCGUCCGUCUCAACACAGGCAGCCACCUCUACCAAUCUCAAAAGCUGCAGGCCCAGCAAGCCAAGAGGUCCAAGAAGAAGAAACAAUCGCGGGUAGAGCCUGAGACAGGUGUCGCUCUAGAUACAGCUUGCGUGCUUGAGGUGAUAGGAUACAUCAGCCACCAUCUCUCACAGAAAGAGCUCGACGAUGAUGGGGAGGAAGAGACGACGAUCCGAGAGGAGGAGACGACUGAAGGGGUGGCGCAGUCAGAGGAAGGAGCAGUGGAGGGAGAGGAGAUGGAAGACGAGUGAGAGGUACAGGUGCAUCAUAUGUGUGAUAGCAUUUACACUUUGUUACAAUACAAUCUCCCUCCCGUCUCGC
This is a messenger RNA of Guillardia theta CCMP2712, 5689 nucleotides long. RefSeq lists its product as hypothetical. The transcript is spliced from 10 exons. Gene Ontology annotation, biological process: calcium ion import across plasma membrane. Bases 1 to 5619 code for a protein of 1872 amino acids. NCBI's taxonomy places the organism in Eukaryota, Cryptophyceae, Pyrenomonadales, Geminigeraceae. The record is from RefSeq and is a predicted model, not a curated record. Gene Ontology annotation, molecular function: high voltage-gated calcium channel activity. Gene Ontology annotation, cellular component: voltage-gated calcium channel complex; membrane.